AUGACAUCUGAAUCCAGCUGCUGUCAUAACGGUGAUGACCGUGGUGGCUCUUCCGGCCUACCUGCGCCGGAACAACGCCCACUAGGAUCUAUUUUACCAGAAGAGAUUCGACAGGUGAAUCCAACCGAGACUCCAACGACAUCAUUCCUUUUACGGGCGCAGUUCGCUCCCGGUACUGCCUUUGCGUUUCGAGUCAUAUCCCUCGUCGAGCCACGAAAGUCGGAGCUGAAACCACAUCUCGAAGCGCUGCGCCGCGGUCUCGGCCGUCCCGAUACGCCCUUUCCUGCCAGAAUCACCUUUGCACACUACUAUGUCGGAGGCCCGAAGGAUUUCUACCGAGCCUACGUCGAUGUCUCGGGAAAAUCGCCAAAGUUGAUAGUCAAUGAGAAGCUCGAUGCGAAGAGACACGCAAUCUCCGACCCGGCAGAGAUGAUGCGUGCCGAGAAGGCGUGUCUCAAUGAUCCGCUGAUCGUCGAACAAAUUCGCCAGCUUUCGCUGCCGUCGGGUAGCCAAGUCAUGAUUGAUCCGUGGACUUAUGCCACAGACGAGAAGCUUGAUGUGGAGAAGAGAACUCUUAUUUGCUACUUCUAUCUCAAGGGCAAUGCUUCUGAGGUUGAUGCAAACCACUACGCCUAUCCACUGGACUUUUACUGUCACUUUGACAUGGUCAAUCUGAAAGUGGUUAAGCUCUUUCGACUGCCGAAGAAGGAUUUCGAACAUGAAGUCGAAAUCAAGCAGAACGAAGCGCAAUCUGCAGCUGCUGCUCCGUGGGGAACAGUGUCUCUUGAUCGCCAAAACGAGUACCAUCCAGAUUUGAGAUCCGGCCCGAAGAAAAUCCCAACACCUCUGCGCGUUGUACAGCCGGACGGCCCUUCGUUCCGUAUUACGGGUAACGUGGUGGAAUGGAUGGGCUGGAAGUUCCAUGUGGGAUUCAACUAUCGUGAAGGCAUGACUUUGCAUAACAUUACUCUCGAUGGACGCAAUACUUUUUAUCGCCUUGCGCUUUCAGAAAUGUUUGUUCCAUAUGCCGACCCUAGAGCGCCUUAUCAUAGAAAGGCUGCGUUCGAUCUCGGAAGCAACGGUGCUGGCGUCUGUGCGAAUAAUCUUGCACUCGGUUGCGACUGUCUGGGGCUGAUCAAAUACUUUGACGCUCAUCUGACUGACAUUAAUGGCAACCCUCGGGUGAUGAAGAAUGUCAUCUGCUGCCACGAAGUCGACGAUGGACUAUUAUGGAAGCACCUCAACUUUAGAACCCAAAAGGCUGCGCUUGUGCGCUCUCGCACUCUCGUUUUGCAAAGCAUCAUCACGGUGUCAAACUACGAGUACAUUCUUGCAUUCAUCUUUGAUACAGCUGGUGCGAUUCAUUACGAAGUUCGCGCCACCGGAAUUGUAUCUACGGUGCCCAUUGAACAAGGCGUCAAAUCUAGCGCCCAUGGAACUGUCGUGGCUGAUGGCGCUAUGGCGCCAUACCACCAGCACUUCUUCAACCUCAGAAUUGACCCUGCCAUCGAUGGCCAUGAGAAUUCCGUCGUUGUGGAAGAGACGGUUCCUCUUCCAAUCAACGAGGGUAACCCUCAAGGCAUAGGAUACCAUGUAAAGCAACAAGUGAUACAAAAGGAAGGAUUUGCUGAUAUAGACCCUCUGAAAAACCGUGUGUUCAAGAUUAUCAAUCCAUCCAGCCGCAACCCCGUCAAUGAUAAGCCGGUUGCAUAUGCUGUAGUUCCUUUCAGCAGUCAGCUCAUACUUGCCAACCCCAACUCAUUUCACGCACGACGAUCAGAAUUUGCCCUGCACAGCAUGUGGUUUACCAAGUACCAUGACGACGAGCUUUACGCUUCUGGAGAAUGGACAAACCAAUCUGCAGGAGAUGAGGGUAUAUUGACGUGGAUCAAGGGCAGGGAUGAAGAGAUUGACAAUGGCGAUGUUGUCGUAUGGCAUACUUUUGGCACCACUCACAACCCUCGCGUGGAGGAUUGGCCCGUCAUGCCUGUUGAGAAGCUUCAGGUCACACUGAAGCCAGUGAACUUCUUCCCACGAAACCCGGCUAUCGACUUGCCCAUGAGCACUCAGAAAGAUAACGAUUCCAAGUUGUACAGCCGAAUGUGA
Messenger RNA from Trichoderma aggressivum f. europaeum, 2106 nucleotides. RefSeq lists its product as uncharacterized. The transcript has 8 exons. Gene Ontology annotation, biological process: amine metabolic process. Lineage: Eukaryota; Fungi; Ascomycota; Sordariomycetes; Hypocreales; Hypocreaceae. The coding region runs from base 1 to 2106 and encodes 701 amino acids. Gene Ontology annotation, molecular function: copper ion binding; primary methylamine oxidase activity; quinone binding. The record is from RefSeq and is a predicted model, not a curated record.